AUGUCAGAUGCUGAGGAACCAACAGCCACUGCUAUAGCACCGUUUGACAAUCCUGACGGCGACAUCAUCCUCCGUUCAACCACUGACCGUGUCGACUUCCAUACUUUCAAAUUUAUUCUUUCGCUCAUGUCUCCCGUGAUCAAAGACAUGUUCACGCUACCUCAAAACGGUUUGAAGUCGGGAGAAUCGUCUGUACCUAUCAUUCCUGUAGCUGAGAGCAGCGCAACCCUCGAAUCCCUUCUUAUAUUCUACUAUCCCGCCGCAACCCCAAAAGCCUUCAGCAGCUUCUCUCAUGCUGUAGCUGUGAUGAAAGCGGCCAAGAAGUAUGACAUGCAAGUGGUCCUCAACCGCACAGUAGACCUUAUUAUUGCUCAAUUUCUACCCGAUCGCGUCCUCGAGCUAUACGCUCUGUUCUGUCAAUUAGGAUGGCAGGAUUAUGCUCAGAUCGCAGCUACCCAGGCGCUCGAGAUCAAAGAUCUAGGACGACCCAGUCAUGUGUUUAAUGGGAUGCGGAACAUCACCGCGUUCGAUUACCACAGGCUCCUUGCAUACCAUCAGGAAUGUGGUGUCGCUGCUCAAGAUGUUGGGAAAUCUCCCUUUUCAGGCAAUCAUAUUUUUGAGUUGGUGUGUGACACAUGCGCCUGUUUUACUAAGAAUCUGUCAUGGUUCAAUGAAUAUCUGGACAAGAGUGGGAAGGAGUUGUUGAUGAGACCUUGCGAGUCGACGUUAUGGGAGUCGGCAUCUUACAUCCACGCUACCAUCAAAGCAUUUGGAGACACUAGUUGCUAUGAUUGCAAAUACAAGCUCGUCGAAGGUAUAGGCGCGUUCCGUGCUUUAUAUAUCGCGCGAGUAAAAGAGGCGGUUGCGAAAGUGAAAUUGGCGGAUGCUGAUCAGUAA
Messenger RNA from Suillus subalutaceus, 897 nucleotides. RefSeq lists its product as uncharacterized. Gene Ontology annotation, molecular function: protein binding. The transcript has 2 exons. The record is from RefSeq and is a predicted model, not a curated record. The coding region runs from base 1 to 897 and encodes 298 amino acids. NCBI's taxonomy places the organism in Eukaryota, Fungi, Basidiomycota, Agaricomycetes, Boletales, Suillaceae.